Molecule: messenger RNA, 945 nt
Organism: Cryptomeria japonica (Japanese cedar)
Lineage: Eukaryota; Viridiplantae; Streptophyta; Pinopsida; Cupressales; Cupressaceae
Product: cysteine-rich repeat secretory protein 38-like
Exons: 2
Coding region: 1-945 (314 amino acids)
Source: RefSeq, a predicted model, not a curated record
AUGAAUUUCCCUUCGGCCAUAAGUGCUUACGUAAGGCACACCUGCAAUGAUUCCUCAAAAAUCACCGAUGGCAGUACAUAUUCCACAAACUUAAACCUAGUUAUCAAUGAUCUAUUUCUUAAUGCACCUCAAAGUUCAGGGUUUAACACUUCUUCCCGCGGCCAGUCUCCCAAUAAGGUCUAUAGUCUGCUCCAAUGUACUGAGAAUAUAUCAGCAGAGAGAUGCUCAAAAUGUGUGCUCGAAGCGAAUAAGACAAUUCAAAAUGUUUGUCACAACGACAUGAGUGGACUAAUAUGGUUUGAUGACUGCUUCCUGCACUAUGACAACUCAAAUUUCAUUUCAAUUCUAGAUGCUAGUGGAGAAAGCUAUAGCAACCAGAAUGAUAUUAGCAGCGAUAUGGAUUCUUUUCAGACCACAACAACUGACCUUCUGUCGAAUCUGUCGAACAAAGCUUACAUCCCUGCAAAUAAGGGAUUCUCUACUGGAUCAGCCAAUUAUUCUGCUUCAGGAAAGUUAUAUGGUUUAGUUCAGUGUUGGAAAGAUAUAUCAAUACAAGAUUGUAAAACAUGUUUGGUUAAAGCAAGGAACCAGAUGGGGAGUUGUUGUUCUACAAAAGAAGGAGCCCAGGUUUUGUACGGGAGCUGCAAGAUAAGAUAUGAAUUAUACCCAUUUUACGACUCUGCUCAGGAGCCCUCUUCGUCUCCUGUGGGAUCCCCUUCAACUACUUCCGCACCUUUCCUUCCUCCUACAGCAGCACCCUUCUCUCCUAAAAAAAUCAACGAAACUUCUUUGACCACAACAAAACUUAAAAUUAUAGAAACUAAAAGUUAUUUGAUUGUAUUCUGCAGAAAAGUUUUCCAAAACACUAUCUAUGGUAUUGGGACUCACGGGAGGCAUCAUUCUGGUGUUACUUAUUUUUCUAAAUGUAUCGAGAAAAAUAGUUAG